Myotis davidii is the source of this 1347-nucleotide messenger RNA. RefSeq names its product heterogeneous nuclear ribonucleoprotein A/B (gene HNRNPAB). The coding region runs from base 18 to 809 and encodes 263 amino acids. Gene Ontology annotation, molecular function: RNA binding. Lineage: Eukaryota; Metazoa; Chordata; Mammalia; Chiroptera; Vespertilionidae. Gene Ontology annotation, cellular component: nucleoplasm. The record is from RefSeq and is a predicted model, not a curated record. The transcript is spliced from 8 exons. Gene Ontology annotation, biological process: regulation of gene expression.
AGGAGGACGCGGGAAAAAUGUUUGUUGGUCACCUGAGCUGGGAUACCAGCAAAAAGGACCUAAAGGAUUAUUUUACCAAGUUUGGAGAGGUCGUUGACUGUACAAUAAAAAUGGAUCCCAACACUGGCCGGUCAAGAGGAUUUGGGUUUAUUCUCUUCAAAGAUGCAGCUAGUGUGGAGAAGGUCCUGGACCAGAAGGAGCACAAGCUGGAUGGCCGUGUCAUUGACCCCAAAAAGGCUAUGGCCAUGAAGAAGGAGCCUGUAAAGAAAAUUUUUGUGGGGGGUCUGAAUCCUGAAGCCACUGAGGAGAAAAUCAGAGAGUACUUUGGCGAGUUUGGGGAGAUCGAGGCCAUUGAUCUUCCAAUGGAUCCAAAGUCAAACAAACGACGAGGUUUUGUUUUCAUCACCUUUAAAGAAGAGGAAGAACCUGUGAAGAAGGUUCUAGAGAAAAAGUUCCACACCAUUAGUGGAAGUAAGUGUGAAAUCAAGGUGGCUCUGCCCAGAAAAGUCUAUCAACAGCAGCAGUAUGGCUCUGGGGGCCGUGGAAACCGCAACAGAGGGAACCGAGGCAGUGGUGGUGGCGGUGGAAGUGGAGGAGGUCAGAGUCAGAGUUGGAAUCAGGGCUACGGCAACUACUGGAACCAGGGCUACGGCUACCAGCAGGGCUACGGGCCCGGCUAUGGCGGCUACGACUACUCGCCCUAUGGCUAUUACGGCUACGGCCCCGGAUACGACUACAGUCAGGGUAGUACGAAUUACGGGAAGAGCCAGCGACGUGGUGGCCAUCAGAAUAACUACAAGCCAUACUGAGGCUUCGGCAAGAGUGCCCGUCUGACCGCACACGCUUUGUUUGGAUAUUGAGUGAACACAAACAAUUAUGUACCAAAUUUAACUUGGCAUACUUUCUAUGGCCUGUCCCAUGUGCAUCUUAUUUAAAAUUUCCCCCCUGGAAAUCACUCUCUUGUUUACUAUUUCCAGAGCUCUCGUUGUUUUAGGCAGCGUGUGGUGUCUCAGAGGCCAGAGCGGCUUUGUGGGCUGAUUUUAUUACCGGGUUACCCAGAACCAGGUGGGAGGGUCAGUUUCCUGCUGCCGCUCUGCAUCCUGGACCUGUGGACCCUGGUUGUAAAAAAGUCUAUCUUAGGAAACCAGUGUCACCUUUUUUCACCUUUUAAUUUUAUAUUAUUUGUGUCAUACAUUUCCUGUAAUGGAAGUGUUAAUUUUACUGUACUUUUUGGUACCUUUUGGGAAUCUAAUGUAUUGUAAGGUAUUUUACACGUGUCCUGAUUUUGCCACGACCUGGAUAUUGAAGCUAUCCAAGCUUUUGAAAUAAAAAUGUAAAAACCCCUAA